Messenger RNA from Sphaeramia orbicularis (orbiculate cardinalfish), 2765 nucleotides. It is a transcript of the gene nr2c1, whose product is annotated as nuclear receptor subfamily 2, group C, member 1. Gene Ontology annotation, molecular function: zinc ion binding; sequence-specific DNA binding; DNA-binding transcription factor activity. The coding region runs from base 230 to 2065 and encodes 611 amino acids. Lineage: Eukaryota; Metazoa; Chordata; Actinopteri; Kurtiformes; Apogonidae. The record is from RefSeq and is a predicted model, not a curated record. The transcript has 14 exons. Gene Ontology annotation, biological process: regulation of DNA-templated transcription.
UGCGACGCUUCGUGAAAGAGACACCACAGGCCGGUAACAGGAAGAGAGGGAGUGUUUAGACUGGGUACAGGAGGAGAGCUGCCAUUAGCCACCAAGCUAGCAUCCGCUAACCUAGCCCAUUAGCACCACCGCCUGGAUCUCGCUGCAUAAAAAUAACACCUGGCAAGUGUACAUGCCCCAUGGGUCACUGUUGUGAAGAACAGUGGCAGUAGAUGUGUGUAGAAUCAGUAUGGAUGGACAGACUCAAAGGAUUCAACUUGUAUCUGCAGACAGCAACAUGGCUUUAGGACACAGAAUUCAGAUUGUAACAGAUCAGCAGACUGGCCAGAAGAUCCAGAUUGUCACAGCACUUGAGCCAUCUUCUCCUGGAAAACAGCAGUUUAUCCUCGCAAAUGCGGACUAUUCCCCUGGUGGGAAGGUCAUCCUCGCAAAGCAGGAGGGCUCACCCAACAAGGUCAUCCUUGCCACCCCAGACAGCUCCGGGGUUAAUCAGCUGCUGUUUGCCCCUCCUGAACUGGCUGGACAGCAGAUUCAGUUUGUAACAGAAGGUUCAGACCAGUCUAUUGUCAAGCCGGUUGUUGAGUAUUGUGUUGUCUGUGGGGACAAGGCCUCAGGACGUCAUUACGGAGCGGUCAGCUGCGAAGGCUGUAAGGGCUUCUUUAAACGCAGCAUUAGAAAGAAUCUGGUAUAUACAUGCAGAGGCUCAGGGGAAUGUGCCAUCAACAAGCUCCACCGAAAUCGCUGCCAGUAUUGUCGUCUGCAGCGCUGCAUUGCCCUGGGCAUGAAACAGGACUCUGUGCAGUGUGAGAGGAAGCCUGUUGAAGUGACGACUCGAGAAAAAUCUGUUAACUGCGCAGCCUCCACUGAAAAGAUCUACAUCCGCAAGAACUUGUGUAGUCCUCUGGCUGCCACGCCCACUUUUGUAUCCGACAAGGAAACUGCCAGGUCUACAAGUUUGCUUGAAUCAAGCAUGUUACUCAACAUUCAACAGCCGUUCUCUAAGAUGGAAAACACCAUCUUAAUCCCAGCAUCUCCAGACAAGCAGGAUGACCCAUCUCAAGGCGACCUUGGUACACUGGCAAAUGUUGUGACGUCUCUGGCUCAUCUCAACAAGACCAGGGAGGCGAGUGAAAGCAGCAAUGAUCUGAUGGGAGUUGAGACUCUCAGCAAUGGUGACGGUUCCAUUACCGACAUUCAAGGAGAUGACCAAACUGCAAGUGAUAUCACACGAGCGUUUGACACGCUGGCUAAAGUCCUUCACCCUAAUGAUGGCGCAGCAGGAGACUCCUUGGAGGCAACUAUGCAGCUAAUGUCAGGAGAUCAGUCGGGUCCUCUGGUGGAGUUGGAAGGACCUCUACUCUCUGACAGCCAUAUCCCUUUCAAACUUAUGAUGCCUUUGCCUGUGCCAGAGUACCUCAAUGUCAACUACAUCUGUGAGUCGGCUUCCCGACUGCUUUUUCUCUCUAUGCACUGGGCUCGGUCCAUACCUGCAUUUCAAGCCCUAGGCGGUCAAGACAAUGACAUUAACUUGAUGAAAGCCUGCUGGAAUGAGCUGUUUGCCCUGGGCCUGGCACAGUGCUCCAACAUUAUGAAUGUUGGUACCAUCCUAAGUGCCAUUAUCAACCAUUUGCAGACCAGCUUACAGGAAGAGAAGCUCUCCCCUGAGCGAGUAAAACUAGUAAUGGAGCACAUUUGGAGGAUGCAAGAGUUUUGUAAUAGCAUGUCCAAACUCUCCCCGGAUGCUUAUGAAUAUGCUUACCUCAAAGCCAUCGUUCUCUUUAGUCCUGAUCAUCCAGGUAUAGACAAUACUUCACAGAUAGAGAUGUUCCAGGAGAAAGCCUACAUGGAGCUUCAGGACCAUGUGACCAGAACCUACCCAGAAGACUCCUAUCGGUUAUCAAAGCUGUUACUGCGUCUUCCCGCCCUCAGACUCAUAAGUGCUGCUGUCACAGAGGAGUUGUUUUUCGCUGGGCUCAUUGGGAAUGUGCAGAUUGACAGCAUCAUUCCUUACAUCCUCAAAAUGGAGUCCACCGACUACAACAGCCAGACGGUCUCUGGGGUCUGAUGCGCUGUGCCAUUUUUAAAACCAACAACAGACAUUAUGAAAUUUGACAGCUAACCAAUCAGAGCGCUCCAAAGACUGGUCACCGAGUGAUCACAUGAUAUUGCACUUGUGGCACAGCAAACUACGGGAAUUACUCAUUCUCUUCUACUUUCGGAUUCUAGUGACUCCUCACAAAGAAGACAGGUAAAGUUCACACCAGUGUCCAGGGAGCCUUCCAGUACAGGCCCAUUUGGGAAUAAACACUUGAACCUUGCAUCAUAGAUUGUGCUUUUUAUUGUACAUAGUAUUUUAUGCUCCAUUGCUUCCAAGUAACUCCUUUUUCUGCAGAUUUUAUUUGUAUUUUGAAGGAAUCAGGACAACUUGUUUUUCACCGCUUUCCUAAAUGUUCAUGCUCUUUUUAUUUUGUAAUUAUUAUGAGGAAGAUUUGUGUCAUAAUGUGAAUUGAUUUGUGGAUGUUGUUAUUGUUAAAGGUUAUAACCUUUAUUUCUUAUCUUCUCGCCCAUCCAAAGGAUAAGGUCAGCAUCAGUUGUCAAAUAUUUGACAAAAUGUGCAUCUAAAGUAACAAUGUAAAUAUAUUUGUAUAUAGAAUGCACCAAGAAGGCUGCAGCGGGCACUUGGUAUUUCUGGUAUUCUGCCUUCUGGAAAAAAUAAUGUUGAAAGUUAUUUGAAAAUAAAAACAAAAUGAAUUUGAUUGCCAGUA